AUGUGCUUUUACAACCAGAAGCGAUUCUCCUGUGGCGACUGGAGCUGGACUAGCUUCGCCCACCGCUGCAAUUACGAGUACCGAACAGGCGAAACCUGCGGAAUGAGACUCGUCAACAUGACCGAGAAUGAAGCGAGCAAGUGCCGGCUCUGUGAGAAAAUUGAGACCAAGUUUCGGCGGCGUACCGCCGAGCUCGACCGACUUGACAGGUGGAAACGUGAGGGGGCCACUUUGGUUGCCUCCAUGGACCGGUCUCAAACUUUGAUCAAGGAGCUGGACAAAGAAAUUUACAUGUUGCAACGGGAACGGGAGGACAAGCGCAACACCCUCCUAAGAUAG
Molecule: messenger RNA, 339 nt
Organism: Penicillium malachiteum
Lineage: Eukaryota; Fungi; Ascomycota; Eurotiomycetes; Eurotiales; Aspergillaceae
Exons: 1
Coding region: 1-339 (112 amino acids)
Source: RefSeq, a predicted model, not a curated record